Achroia grisella is the source of this 1227-nucleotide messenger RNA. RefSeq names its product trichohyalin-like. NCBI's taxonomy places the organism in Eukaryota, Metazoa, Arthropoda, Insecta, Lepidoptera, Pyralidae. Bases 10 to 1227 code for a protein of 405 amino acids. The transcript has 8 exons. The record is from RefSeq and is a predicted model, not a curated record.
AAACAAGAAAUGGAGGGAUGUGGCCCGUGCAAAGACAGAGAAACUAAAAUACAAAAAUAUGAAAGUGCAAUAGAAGAGGAGAAAAUUACAGAAUGUCAAAAAGCCGUUGAAAGAGAAACAAUAGCAAAAGGUAUGCAAUGCAAAAAAGAAGAUGAACUAUGUCUCAGAGCCAUGCAAAGGAUACAAAUGCAAGAAAGGAAAUACUUAGAAGAAGAAGAAAAAGAGAGGGAAAGGAUGUGGCACAAUAUACUACUAGAUGACGUCAAGAGAAAGGAAGAACAAGAAAGAAUAAAAAGGCAAAGAAUAAAAGAAGAGAUACUUGAACGUCGUAUGGCAUAUGACGAGCAGAUAGCUAGUGCUAACAGAAAAAGACAAGAACUAUUAAAAGAAGAAAGGGAAAAAGAGAAUAGGAAACUUGAUAGGAUGAAAAAGAAAAUGGAACAAGAUCACUAUGAUGCUAUAAAGCGUAAGAAACAACAGCAAUUAGUUAAUAAGCAAAACUUUAUAGAAGGUCACAAUGAUAAACUCUCGAGAUUAAAACAAGAAAAGAUGCAGGAAAGACAAUUAGACAAUAAUAGUAUAAGAAUAGCUUUAGAAGAAUUACAGAGAGAAAGACAGAAGAAGAUUGAUGAAAUGCAUAACUUACAAAAGGAGAAACAAAUUUUCACGGCAAGCAUCAACCAAGAAAGAAGAAUAGCAUAUGAAUUAGAACAAGAAGUCGAUAAAGUAACAUCGGAAUGGAAACAAACUGAAGAAAACAAAUUAGACGCAUAUCUAAAGAAUGUGGAAUAUGAAAAAUUAAUAGAAAAACAGAAAGCUGCUGAACAGUACAAAAGAUAUUUAGAAGAUAAUAGAAAUAAAAUAGAGCGAGACCGUCAAGAGCGAAGCGAGAGGAUGCAACGCGUCACAAGAACUGCUUUAUCUGAACUGCAAAGGAAACUAGACGAUGCCAAUAUUGAAAUAAGAAAGCAAAUUGAAUAUAGAAAGAGUUUGAGCGAACAAAUUAAAUUGUCUGUGUGUGUGUGUGUGUGUGUGUUAAAAGACAUUGCUCAAAAGGAUAGACCUUUCACUAAAAAAGCGGAGUCGUUUAAAGAUAUCAUGGAAAAUAGACACAAAAUGUCGUCAGCAAGAGUAAGCACGAAUCCUGUGCAUCCAUUUAAAAAGUUUAUAGACACACAAGAAGCAAAAACAUCUACAGUUCAACUGCCUUCAAUUGUUAAACGAUAA